CACACAAGCUAAGAUCCAAAUUAUAUAAGAUAUGUUCAUCAUUAUCUAUUAUCAUUCCAGAAAAAGAAGCACAACCAAUAAUUUAUGUUUCUUUUUAUGAAGUUCCCUCCUUCUUUUUCUUCUCCUUCUCCUUCUUCACUCUUCCGUUUCAUAGUAUUAUUUAUAAUAACAGUUUUGAUUGUGUGUGAAAAAACAAGGGCAGUUGUGAAACUGCCACCAAAUGUUUCAGUUCCUGCAGUGUUGGUGUUUGGAGAUUCGAUCAUGGACACUGGCAAUAACAACAACAAUUUAGCAACAACAGCAAGGUGCAAUUACCCACCAUAUGGUAAAGAUUUUAAGGGAGGGAUCCCUACUGGGAGAUUCAGUAAUGGAAAGGUUCCAUCUGACCUUAUAGUUGAAGAACUGGGCAUAAAAGAGCUUCUUCCACCGUACGUGGAUUCAAAGCUCGAACCCGGUGAAUUGGCGACUGGUGUGUGCUUUGCAUCUGGUGGCGCAGGAUACGACCCUUUCACAGCACAAUCAUCGUUUACCAUAUCAUUAUCGGGUCAACUAGGGUUGUUCAGAGAAUACAUAGGGAAGUUGAAAGCGGCGGUCGGAGAAGAGAGAACCAAGUUCAUCUUAAGAAACACUCUUUAUAUUGUGGUAUUAGGAAGCAACGACAUUUCCAACACAUACUUUUUGACCCGUGUUAGACAACUGCAGUACCCUAAUUUUUCUGCAUAUGCUGAUUUUAUGCUCUCCUCAGCUUCUACUUUCUUCAAGGAAAUAUAUGGAGAAGGAGCACGGAGGAUUGCAGUGUUCAGUGUGCCGCCACUUGGGUACUUGCCAUCUCAGAGAACGAUCGGAGGAGGAAUACGAAGAGACGUUGUAGUGAAGAUAAACGACGCCGUACAGAUCUUUAACACCAAAUUGUCAAAGCAACUCGAGUCUCUCAAUCACGAGCUUCCAGAUAGCAGAAUGGUGUACGUUGAUGUUUACAAUCCUCUCCUUGACAUCAUAGUCAACUACCAAAAAUAUGGGUAUAAAGUGGGAGACAGGGGGUGUUGUGGCACAGGGACAAUAGAAGUGGUAUUACUAUGCAAUCGUUUCACUCCAUUAUGCUCUAACGAUUUGGAGUAUGUGUUUUGGGACAGUUUUCACCCAACUGAAAGUGUUUAUAAAAAGCUUAUAAGCCCUGUUAUUGGAAAAUAUUUGAACAAGUUCUUGUGAGCAACACUUACACUAUUACCAAAUUCAUUGCUUAAAACCAAAAGUUGUAAACAUAUAUAGGUUUACAAUACAAAGUUGUAUCACAUUCUUUA
Molecule: messenger RNA, 1301 nt
Organism: Vigna umbellata (rice bean)
Lineage: Eukaryota; Viridiplantae; Streptophyta; Magnoliopsida; Fabales; Fabaceae
Product: GDSL esterase/lipase EXL1-like
Biological process (GO): lipid metabolic process
Cellular component (GO): extracellular region
Molecular function (GO): lipase activity
Source: RefSeq, a predicted model, not a curated record